Molecule: messenger RNA, 3630 nt
Organism: Cyclospora cayetanensis
Lineage: Eukaryota; Apicomplexa; Conoidasida; Eucoccidiorida; Eimeriidae
Product: Holliday junction resolvase MOC1, chloroplastic-like
Exons: 7
Coding region: 1-3630 (1209 amino acids)
Source: RefSeq, a predicted model, not a curated record
AUGUCUGUAGCCUUACCUUCGGCUGCCCGUGCAGAUCCAGCCGGCAUGCCAGCAGCGGGCAGUGCCGCCGAUCCCCUCUCCAAGGCGUGUCUAGAAGCCUCUCAGGAGGAGAUGCGAUUCAAGGCUUCGCAGCAGGGGGAGUCGUCAUCGCUGCACCCUGUCACGCAGCAAAACAGCCAACAGCCCGUGCCACCCCCUCAUGAGGCACAGUUCUCGCAAGGGCAGCCGAAUUUGCAGCAAGAAGAAUCGCAGCAGGCUGAAGCUGCAUCAACUGCAACAACAGCAGGUCGCACUAAUAAACCUGCAGCACGUCUUGCAGCAGCCUUGCGCAAGCUGGGAGUUGUCUCGACGGAUGGAACGGAUGCUGUGGGUGGUCUUCAGCAGUUGACGGCUGCAGGGCGAAGCCUGCGGAGAGCAGCUCCUCGCGAAGGAUUUUUUCGGAGGAUUCAGGGAGGCAUCCUGCUCUCCCCUCCAGCGGCUUCUUCUGCAGGCAGGGGAGGAGCAGCUGCAGCGGGAGAAGGCAAAGCUGGCGGCAGUGCCGCUCAGGAGCUCCUGAAAGCCAGCGCUGCAGCAGGAUCUGCCUCGGUGUCUGCAGCAGCAGCUGCUGCUGCAGCUCAGGCAAAGAGGAAGCCUCCAGGAGCGAGCAGCAGCAGUCAGCGGAGGAGGAUAAUGAAGGCUCGUGCCGCUGCUGCAGCUGCUGAGGGGCCAGCAGAGUCGGGUGUAUGGGUAGAGGAACUGACGGCUGCUGCGGCUGCAGCGGCGGGAUACCCCUCGCCGCCUCUUCCGCCUUCUGCUCUGCAGCAGCAGCAGCAGCACGACAGCAGCGGCGUCUUUAGAGUAUGCUGGAUUGAGGGGGCAGGCACCACCCCAAAGACUGCUUUGUUUUCGCCUUCUGCUGGCUUGAGGCCGAUAGCCGCACUUGCCGCAUGUCUAGAGUUUGCAAAGCAGCAGCAGCAGCAGUAUCAGCAGCACCAACAGCAGCAGUACCAACAGCAGCAGUACCAACAGCAGCAGCUGCAGCAGCAGCAGCAAGGACAGGGCGGGAGCAGCGGCAGUGCUGCUAACGCGCAGCAGCAGCUGCAGCUCCAGCAGCAGCAGCAGCAGCAGCAGCAGCAGCAGCAGCUGCAGCUGCAGCUGCUGCUGCAGCAGCCGCGGGAGGAUGUGUAUCGCCUGUGGCGUGUAUCUGAGCUCGCUGCCUUGCUACAGCAGGAGCAGCAGCAGCAGCAGCCCCUUGCAGGAGCGGCUGGGCUGCAGUUUUCGCCUGCCAGUCCGACGGAGACCUCCUUGAUGCAACAGCAGCAGCGAAAGGCUGUCAAGUCUGUUGCAUUAGGAGGCAUGCCAUGUUUGCUGCCUCCUACAGCAUCACCGCUAUCCGCAGCUGCACCUGCUCCAAGUCACAAAGGGCCCGUAAGGAAUGCCUUGGGAAGGUGGGAAUCACGCACGAAACUCGGGGCCUCCACGCUUUGUGCGGGUGCUAGUGCGGCCAGUGGUGUUAUGAGUGGUGGGGUCGGUGGUGGGGUCGGUGGUGGGGUCGGUGGUGGUGGUGCCGCUGAUGGCAAUCAGCGGGGGCCGCUAAGUGCGGCGGCGGCGGCGGCAGCAGCAGCAGCAGCAGCAGCUCUGCUGCUGCCGCCAACGAAUCCAGGAGGAAGGCCUCCUGGCAUGAGUGCCAGCUCUCGGAGAAGGCGGCUGGCUAAGGCAAGAGCAGCAGCAGAAGCAGCCGCUGCUGCAGCUGCAGAAUCGGCAGGCUUAGAGCGAGAGGGGGCGAUGGCGGGGCACGUGGCGUGGCAACAGCAGCAGCAGCAGCCAAUGCAGCAGCAGCAGCCAAUGCAGCCAAUGCAGCAGCAGCAGCCAAUGCAGCAGUCGCUGCUCGCCGAUCCCAGUCAAGCGCCAGCCUGCUCGUGGGGGGAUGGAGAGGACAGCGCCGCUGCCUUGAUGCUGCUGCUGCCGCAACAACCGUCUGCUGCGGAUGCCUUAGCAGCCUCUCGCGCUGUUUCUCUUGCGGAAGCCUGCCAGCAGCAGUCCGCUGCGUGGGUAGCUGCGGAGGCAGCAGCGGCAGCGAAGCUGCAACAGCGGCUCGAGAGAGAGCGGCGAGUCAUGGCUGCAGCGUGCGCUGCUUCCUCUCGCUCCGUCGGCGCUGCUGCAACAGCUGCUGCUGCAACAGCUGCUGCCGCUGCUUCUGCUGCCUCCGCUUGUUCGGCUGUGAAGCAGGAAGGCGGGGGAGUCGACGGCGCUGCAGAUGCGGGUACAGCCGCGGAGAUCAGCCGCAGCAAUAGCAGCAGCAGCCAGUGCGACGACCUGCUGGGGGCCCCCGAGGGGGGCCCCGAGGCGGGGGUUGCCUCUUGGGGCCCCUUCGGGAAGCAGGCACACUUUGUGGUCGUUGGAGGAUGUGAUGCAGAGGCUUUGACUGUGUUGCCAAGCGGGCAGAUAAGGACAGAAUCAGCAGCAGCAGCAGAAUCAGCAGCGGCAGCAGAAUCAGCAGCACAGGGGACUGUGCCUGCGGGGGCCCCAGGGGCCCCCAGAGAUCCUUUAGAAGGGUCUCUUGAGCCGUAUUUGGCGUAUUGUAGGCGUCGAAAGGAGCGAGCUGAGUCUGAUCCUUAUGGGAGCAUCACACGAGUUCUCGAGACACUUGAACAGCAGCGGGGUGACAGCGCUGCAGUUGCAGAGGCUGCAGCAGCGGCUGCUGCGCACGCAUCCUGGCUAAGCAGCAGCGGGAACGAGUUGACACAAGAUGCGCUGGCAGCAAGCCUUUCGUGGCUAACAAAGAAUGCGGGGAAGGCGCUGGCUGCCGCUGCGUCUACUGCAGCAGAAUCAGCAGAAUCAGAAUCAGGAGAGCAGCAGAAUCAGCAGCAGCCUUUGCUUCAGGAGGAUGAUGGCCGUUCCGCUCACAGAGGCAGUGUUUUGGCUGCAUGCCUCGAUGCUUCAAGUGCGGCGGCGUUGGAUGCCACUUCCAGUGGGGGCAGCAGCGGCGUUGCGAGAAGCUUGAGCUGUGUGACAGACUGGAACGAGGCACUCAAUAAGCAGAAGCAGAAGCUCCAGCGGCUCUCCAAAGCAGGCGAAGAAGUUGCAGCCAGAUUCGCCCUUCUGCAGCAGCAGUUUCCAUGGGCGUCUGCACUCAACAGUUGCUUCUUCUCGGGAUCUCCGGAGGCAGCGGAGGGGGGUGUUGCUCGUAUUUUGCAGCGGCGACUGCUGCGGCUGGGAGUUCUUGGAGGAGCAGAUCCUGUUGCGACAGCAGCAGCAGCUGCUGCCGCUGCUGCUGCUGCGCACGCUGCUGCUGCGCAUGCUGCUGCUGCUGCCUCGACGGCAGCAGCAGCGUGUGCAGCAGGAGGCUGCAUCAACGGAGGGGCCCCCGGCAGCCUCUGCAGCAGUUUGGGGAGUCGGAAGGCUGCUGGCGUCCAAGCAGCAGCAUCUGCAGCUUCGUCGAAAAGCUCGCGGAGGCUGGCUCCCAGCAGCCGCGGCAAGAGCGGUGCAGCGGCUGCUGCUGCAGUGGCAGCCGCUGCGGAGGCGUCACCUGCUGCUUCCUUUGCAUCUGGCAGUACAGAUAUCAGACAGAUUUCGCAGCUUCCUGCCAUGAGAUAUGUUCUCUGGGCAGCAGCAGCAGCAGCAGCAGCAGCAGCAGCCGUACUUGUAUAA